Molecule: messenger RNA, 1728 nt
Organism: Phoenix dactylifera (date palm)
Lineage: Eukaryota; Viridiplantae; Streptophyta; Magnoliopsida; Arecales; Arecaceae
Product: putative Histone-lysine N-methyltransferase ATXR5
Biological process (GO): positive regulation of transcription by RNA polymerase II; cellular response to iron ion starvation
Molecular function (GO): protein binding; DNA-binding transcription factor activity, RNA polymerase II-specific
Source: RefSeq, a predicted model, not a curated record
CCCUUCUCGAGUUCCCGCGGACCAAAAAGCUCGCUCGCUCGCUCGCUCGCUCGCUCCCCGGCAUUCGCCGAGCUCCGAUCGGAAACCAAUCGAUUCCGUACGCCGGCGAUCGAAAUCGCGGUGGCUCCGCCGCCGGGAAACCCUUUCGAUCGGCGACCCCACCUCCCUCCGUCUGCCCGCUUGCCAGCCAUGGCGCCCAAGCGGCCCGAGGCGGAGAGCCCCUCCCCCACCAACGGGUCCGUCCGUAAGCGGACGGCGGCGCCGCCCCCGCCUCCGCCGCGGAGGUACCGGUCCCUGGCGGAGAUAAUGCGCACGGCGAAGGCCGCGCCGCCCGUCACCGGCGACUACUACUCCGACGUCCGGUGCGAGCAGUGCCGCUCCGGCGACUGCGACGAUGAGUUGCUCCUCUGCGAUCGCUGCGAAAAGGGUUACCACCUCUUCUGCCUCCGCCCCAUCGUCGUCAGGGUUCCCACCGGCCCCUGGUUGUGCCCUAGCUGCGCCCGAGAGCGGCCGUUCCGAAGGUUUCCAUUGAUGCAGAAGAAGAUCAUAGACUUUUUCCGGAUCCAGAGGUGCUCGAUUGCUGCAGCGGAGGAGAAAUGUGGGAUCUCCCAAGAUACAAGGAAACGCAGGAGACGUUCCAUGCCGUUAAUUAUGCAUAAGAAGAGGAGGAGAAUAUUACCAUUUACUCCAAAUGAAAAUCCAGCGCAAAGGCUUCAACAAAUGGGUUCUCUUGCUACUGCCUUAACAGCACUAAAGAUGGAGUUCAGUAAUGAGCUAACUUACAUGCGGGGGAUGGCCUCUAGAUCUGCUAAUCAGGCAAUUUUAGAAAAAGGCGGCAUGCAGGUCCUUCCAAGAGAAGAUAAAGAAACACUAGAGCUCUGCAGGGCCAUGUGCAAAAGAGGAGAAUGUCCUCCGCUUGUAGUAGUUUAUGAUUCACUUGAAGGAUUCACUGUACAAGCUGAUGGACAUAUAAAGGAUAUGACUUUUAUCACUGAGUACACUGGAGAUGUGGAUUACCUCGUAAACCGGGAACAUGAUGAUUGUGACAGCAUGAUGACCCUUCUUUCUGCAACAAACCCAUCAAAUAGUCUAGUUAUCUGUCCUGAUAAACGUGGAAACAUUGCUCGCUUCAUCAAUGGCAUUAACAACCAUAAUCAUCAUUACCGGCAGGCCAGGUGGCAUCUUCUUGUGGAAUAUUGAUUUGUGACUUGUUACCAGUUGUUACUCAUGUUCCUAUAAUACAGUAGUAAGCUGCAAAGUAUGGCGUGAUCUCAAGUGCUGCUGUUGACAUGCAGCCUUACAAAUUGUCACACUUAAUGUGAUAACAAAGGAAGGAGAUAUGAGCUUGACCGGCAUGGGAAACAACAAAAACUGAACAGGACCUUAUGCCAACGAAUUGAAUGAGUACAUGAUCAUCCUAUGACUCGUAAGCAUUCCACUGGUUGUAAAUUUGAGUACCAGUUUUAUUAUUAUGAUCAAAGGUCAUUGUGUCCUAUAUGGAGGAGGAAGUUUCAUGGAUGGGGAAAUACAUGAGAGGAAAGUUGCAUUGAUGCAUAUGGGAACCUAUUAGCCUUUUUGCUAGUCCCUCUGAAGUGUUUUUUGAAGCAAAUUUCUAAAAGAGGAGAGUCAUGCCCCCCUGUUUUUUUGAAUAAUUAGAUGAUUGAUUAUUAGGAUAGGUAAGAUACUUGUCUGGCCUUUCUUUUUUGAAUAUUCAGUUGAAAUUUCAAA